GAUGCUCGAAUACUUUAUGAAGGUCCAUGCUGUCGCCUAGCAAAAUGUUUCCCAUUCGAUAUGCCAGUUUCAAAUUUCCAGAUUUAUUCAUCUCUGUGUGAAUUUGAAUAUGUUCAAUGUUUAGAAGGACGAAUGAAAGGCCGUUAUUUGAGUAUAAAUAUGAGCAGCCCAAAAUGCGAAUGUCUGCACAAGUGCAAUCAGACCUGGAAUCCUAUAUGUGAUACCAGUGGACACACUCAUUCAAAUCUUUGCAUGUUCAUGAAUUUCAAAUGUAAGAAUAUGCAAAUAGAUUAUAUGGGAACAUGUUGCGAGAGUAGCUGUUCGCCAGAUAAGUUGUUAUGCUAUCAAGUUAUCUAA
Molecule: messenger RNA, 357 nt
Organism: Dracunculus medinensis (Guinea worm)
Lineage: Eukaryota; Metazoa; Nematoda; Chromadorea; Rhabditida; Dracunculidae
Source: the annotation of a GenBank genome assembly